CUCGGUCUCGGCUGUCUUCUGAGAUAGCCGGGUGAAACCUGCGUAUCGACAAGUACUUGUACACGGUACGAGUACUUCAACACCGCGCAUCAACAGACCGCCUCGUCGCGUUUAUCAUACAAGAGGGGCUCAUGAUCCGCUGCAAGGAGGCUCUUCAACACAGGGCCCAGCGGCAGAUACACGUGGCCCCGCUGAUCGUCAGCUUGUUCGACCGCUUUCAGCCACCCGUUCGCAGCUCUCCCGCUACCCGUGCACGAGCGAAAUUGUGCGAGGCUGUAGCUUGUUAUACCCGAUUACUCACCCUUGGAUCACGUCGUUCCACCUGGACGAGGCUUAGUGGUGAGUCGUAUAUGCUCAACCGCUUUUGGGUCUGUCAGGACAAGAAUAGCUCCUCGUGGGCGGCUUCCCCUGCAUGAACUUCUAUCCCAGUGGAUAUGUUUCGGGUAAAUUAUGGCAUUACCUCGGAUGGCCUCUCAAGAUCCUGGCCAGACCCUCUCCCAGCGGGCUGUCUCCUCGGAUUCGAUGACCAAUCCCACUGGAUAUCUGUCUCCCAGGCAAACAAACUUUCGCAAGAAAGAAGAUGGCUAACAUGGUUGAAAUUUUCAGAGGGCUACUCAUUGCCGCCAGUUUGCAGCUACGAGCAUGUCCCUCCCGAAAAUUCUGCCAUGCAACACGCCCGUGUUCUCAUUCUCCCGCUGCUGUACGAGCUAACGAGACGGUAGCAAUUCUCAGAUGUGCGCAGCGAAACAAAAAUAAAAGGGAUGAAUUGGUGAGAGGAGAAAGGAGGCGCACAGCUUAUGACGAAGAGGCGGUUUCAUAUAUCUUCCUGAAGUGGACGCUGGUGUGCGCGUCUGUCAAUGAGAACCAGCUGAACUGGACCCAGCGAGACAGGUGGAUGGGCAGCGAGCAUGAACUGGUUGCACAACGGCCCACCACAAGAGCAUCGUCCAUCCAUGCCAGUGUCAGACCCAGACUGCAAUGCUUGCAGCCUUCACUUCUAUCAGCAAGUCGAUCCUUCCGGAACUAGUCCUUAGAUGUUGUCAUCCUUCUUUUGAUCCUCUAUACAUCAACGCACCCCUUACAACUCCCUAGUUAGGUCAAUGAGCCGCCACGGUGCGUGGGUGUGGUGGUCGCCACCAUUCCCCGGCUCAUCCUCUCUCAGCGCGGCGAAGAUUAGUCUGCAGAUAAGCAUGGGCGCAACGGCGAUCCGCUCAAGGCUCGACUCCAGCCUGGGAUGAUAUCUGACGAGACACGGUCAUUUUCCUGCAGGAACAGCUUUGUCGAAGGAACUGGCUCGCUGGGUGGAAUCAUCCCUGGGAUGAAUCAAUCGGUAAAUUUCCUGGCGGCAAUUGUAAAUGCGAGUUGCCC
This is a messenger RNA of Cladophialophora immunda, 1368 nucleotides long. RefSeq lists its product as uncharacterized. The coding region runs from base 581 to 1027 and encodes 148 amino acids. Lineage: Eukaryota; Fungi; Ascomycota; Eurotiomycetes; Chaetothyriales; Herpotrichiellaceae. The record is from RefSeq and is a predicted model, not a curated record. The transcript is spliced from 2 exons.